Molecule: messenger RNA, 1579 nt
Organism: Vespa mandarinia (Asian giant hornet)
Lineage: Eukaryota; Metazoa; Arthropoda; Insecta; Hymenoptera; Vespidae
Product: lymphokine-activated killer T-cell-originated protein kinase
Biological process (GO): protein phosphorylation
Cellular component (GO): cytoplasm
Molecular function (GO): ATP binding; protein serine/threonine kinase activity
Source: RefSeq, a predicted model, not a curated record
AUUCUCUAUGAAUUCAAAAUCAAAUAACGGUCAUAUGAGUUUUCUUAUUCUAUAUUCUUCACAGAUUCAUUAUCAACAGAUAGGAUAUCUUAUUAACGAUGGAAGGAUUCAAGACACCUGUUAGAAGGAACCGUAGACCUACAGAUGAUUCCAAUUUACAAACCCCAAUUAAAAUUCCAGCUUCUCCAUUUUUACAGCAAUUAGCUCAUGGAACUGGUGUACAUAUUCUUAGUUUGGAAAGAUCUCCAAAAGUUGGUUUUGCAAGAUCACCUUGGGCAAUAAAAAAAAGAAAUAGUAAACUUGCAAAGAAUUCAGAAUAUGACAAGCGCUUAUGGUCUGAAGCCGAUUUAUUGAAAAAAUUAAAUCACCCAAACAUCGUGGGUUUCAGAGCAUUUACGUUAUCUUCCAAGGGUGAACCAUGCCUUGCCAUGGAACAACUGGAUAUUUCUUUAGGAGACUUGAUUGAAGAUAGAGUCGACAGAGGAGAUGACAUUUUUGCAGCUAAAGAUAUUUUAUAUGUUGGUUAUGAGAUGGCAAAGGGUUUAGAGUAUCUACAUCAUAUUAUAUAUAUUUUGCAUGGAGAUAUUAAAAGUUAUAAUGUUCUAGUUUCAAAAGAUUUGAAAAAAGUAAAACUUUGUGACUUUGGAGUUUCUGUACCACUUACAAAGACUUUAGAAAUGGAUAAAUCACAAGAAAAUUUUAUGUAUGUUGGAACUGAAUGUUGGAAUCCACCAGAAGUAUUAUUUGAGGAAGGUCCUAUAACAAACAAAUGUGAUAUAUGGGCAUAUGGUCUUGUUAUAUGGGAAAUGUUAGCCUUAUCUGCUCCUUUCGUAAAUUCUGAUCACUCUAGCGAUGAUAUCGAGGAUAUUUCUACAUCAGAGAAAUGUAUGUCUUUAACAACAACAAAUGAUGACAAUGAUCUUACUAUGGAUGAUAGUAUUAUGUUCGAGGAAGAAACAAAAAAAAAUUAUGGCGUUCGGCCACCUUUACCUGCAAUUGAUAUAGGUCCAGAAUAUGCAGAAGUAUUAGACAUAUUUUAUACCUGCACCAUUGUAGAUCAUAAGUUAAGGCCAAGUUCAAAAGGCUUAGUGAUGUACUUUUCAAAAAUUAUGCCUUCUAAAGUAUAAAUUUAUGUCUUUAUGUUUAGAAUAUUAUUUUUUAUAUAGAAUAUAACUUCAUAGAAUAUAACUUUAUAGAAUAUAACUUUAUAUAUAAGAAUAUUUGACGAAUAUUUGGUUUACACAUGUGAUAAAAUGCAAGUUAAUAUAAAAAAAAUUAAUUGAGAAAUACUAUAAUUAAUAGAAUAACAAAUAUUAUUAUCCCAAUGAUAAUGCCAAUCUUUAUCUUUCUCUGGAAAAGUGACAAAUUUUAGUAAUGAAUUCUUUUAUUAAUAUAUUAAAAAAUAUGUUUAUGUAUACUUUUUUGUAUCUAUGACUUCUUUCUUCUGCUUUAUUAAGGCAUUUUUUACCACUCUCAACAUCAUCUGUAGUAUUUUUUGCAAAGUAUUCUACACUAUUUAUUUGCUCUCCCUAAAAAAGAAAAAAAAAAAAAAAAAAAAAAAAAAAAAAUUAAAAAUAAU